Molecule: messenger RNA, 1751 nt
Organism: Pseudomassariella vexata
Lineage: Eukaryota; Fungi; Ascomycota; Sordariomycetes; Amphisphaeriales; Pseudomassariaceae
Product: putative salicylate hydroxylase
Exons: 2
Coding region: 217-1467 (416 amino acids)
Biological process (GO): secondary metabolite biosynthetic process
Source: RefSeq, a predicted model, not a curated record
AUUAUGCAUCGCACGAUAUUGCUUUUAAAGCCCUUUUAGUUUCUUUGCCACACCAUCAAGUCAAGAAGUCAACUAUUGCCGCCAGACACAUCUGACGCCAGUCGUAUUACUUUUAUACAUUCGUUGAUCAACAUAAUCCUUUAACCGCUUCAUUGUCCCGCUUUUAUACGCUAUCAAUAAGCCCAACUGUUGCCACUACCAGGAAAUUCUGCCACAAUGAACGGCAAUUCGUCAUCUCAAAGUAAAUUCCGUAUUGCCAUCAUCGGCUCGGGGCCAAUUGGAAAGCUUCUUGCCUGCGCUGCACAACUGCCCCCUCGCAUCGAACUGGUGCAGUACGAAGCAGAUGUACUACCUCUUCGGCCCUCUUUCGGCUACGGAGUUGGUCCACAAGCGCUCAAAGCGUUCAACAUCGCUAACGCCGAGCUGGGCCAGAAAGUACGGGACCAGUGCCUCCUGGGGCAUUCAUGGAUGCGAUGGUGGCACAGCGGCGAGUCUGACAGACAACUUGCCGAUGUACAGAUGCCUGAGGGGGAGGUGCAUGGAUGGAUUGGACGCGAUGAACUGCUCGAGCUUUUGGAUGCAAGCAUGCCACAGAGCACACUUCCGAUUCAGUACGGAAAACGCUUGACGAGCGUGACGAAGGUGGGCGAGCAGUUGGAGCUCGAGUUUCAGGGCGGCUAUAAGGAUAUAGUUGAUGCUGUUUGGGCGUGCGAGGGCAUCAACUCGCUGUGCCGGCAGGCGAUCCAGGGUCCAGACCACAAGCCGCCUCUAUACAGCGGCAUGCUUUGCUUCCGAGGAAAGGUUCCCGCUGAAUAUGUUCGGGCAUCUCUAGGCGAUGAGUUUGCCACAGGCCAGUACAUGUUGAUCGGUACCCAGGGUUGGCAUAUUCUCACAUUUCCCAUCGCGGCGGGGGCGUUUAUCAAUAUUGCUGCCUUCUGUGUCGAGCAUGAUUGGAAGCAGCUGCGACGGGACUACAAGCCGACCAAGGAUGAUAUUUUGGCUUACUUCCAGAGGCGGAACAAAACGGCGGAUGCAAUACUGAAUAUGUUGAUCGAUCUAACCCCUGGCGGCUGCCAGCGUCUCGAGUUAAUGCACCUCGGCCAGUUGGGGCCAUUCACCAAUCCGGAACUCAACAUCACCACAUUCGGCGACUCGGCCAAUGCCAUGACACCACACAUGGCCGGGUCCAUGUCCACGGGAAUCAUCGGCGUUGCCACUUUCGUACAAGAGUGGAAUAAACGCGCCCACGCUCUGAAAUCGGAAGCAUCGCAUGCUGACAUUGCGUUCGCCCUCGCCCAGGCAUCACAGGCAUACGAGGCGCGGCACAAGCCUCUCGCACAGAAUAUUGUUGAUGCUUCUCUACGACAAGGCGAGUUUGGAUGGAGUUCUGGUAUCACUGAUGCGGAUACUUUGACGAGGCCGUUUCACUCCCUCUGGGCGGCUGCUGAUAAGUUGGAGCUGUCGUAGUAUAAAGCUUCUAGAUACUUAGAUAUUUAGACGACAGACCGAGCAUUUGUAGUAUAUUAACUAGAUGAGGGUGACGGAUAUAGCACUCGGGAGAUGGUGCGAAACAGUGCCUCUGGAAUCCAGAUUUGUCGACAAGAUACAUGAUUGAAUACUAUUUGUCAGCAAUAUUUAGUAUCUAGUACUGCACUCUCUUGGAGAUAUACAGGUGUCCGAAAUGCACCUGAAACAGCGCUGGAGGUGGGGUAAACUCUAUCUAUGUAUAUAGUUCAGAUUGUCCAGACAAG